Drosophila montana is the source of this 449-nucleotide messenger RNA. Its product is annotated as accessory gland protein Acp62F-like. NCBI's taxonomy places the organism in Eukaryota, Metazoa, Arthropoda, Insecta, Diptera, Drosophilidae. The record is from RefSeq and is a predicted model, not a curated record. The transcript has a single exon. Bases 103 to 426 code for a protein of 107 amino acids.
CAACAGCCGCAGCAGGUGCAACAACAGCUGCUCGUUUGGCGAAAGCCCCAAACCCAGUGCAUAGUUUUGAUAGAUCGCAUCAGUUGGCACUUGGAGCUCGGCAUGUUACGUUUACUGCUGCUCAUUCACUGCGGCACACUGGCUGUGGUCAUGCAUCAUGAUGACCCGGAACCGGAUCGUCACAAUUACAUUUGGAAUCCAUUUCCCGCUUUCUGUGGCCCCAAUGCUACCAGUGUGCGCUGCGGCGGCGUCUGCCCCGAGACCUGCUCCCACAUAUCCCGCAGCUGUAGUCACCAUUGUGGUGUGCCCUGUGUCUGCAAAUUCGGCUACUUGUUCGGCGAGUCCCUGCUCAAAUGCAUUCGGCGCAGCGACUGCCCCGCGGGUGUACAGCAGCAGGAGGUGCAAACGCACCGCGUGUUUCAAUAAAACAAGCUCGAAUUCAGUUUAAA